UCACUGCCUGGGGAAAACACUGGGACCCCAGGGCACAGCAAGACCAGCCGCGAUCCGGCUGUAGCUCCACCCUCCGGGGAGCGGAGACGCCUGACCGGCUGGGCCCCUGCUGCUGGGGCUGAGCCGCGGGCGGGCCCUGCUGGGUCCCCGCCCCGGAACUCUCGCACCCGGGCGCUGUGCGUGCCCCUCUCGGGGGGGCCGGACCUGACCAGGCCCCGUCGCGGGGCGGGGCGGCCCAGCGGCUCCUUCCCGGGCGCGGCUCCCCACCCAUACCUAGCGCGACCUCAUGGCGGCUGGGCGGCUGGCGGGGCUGCAGGCGCGGCCGCUGGGCGCGGCGGAACCGCUGGCGCUGGGCUCGCUCCUGGGCCGCGUACUGCUGGUGAGCAACGUGGCGUCGCUCUGAGGCACCACGGCCCGGGACUUCGCCCAGCUCAGCGAGCUGCAGAGGCGCUACGGGCCCGGGCUGGCCGUGCUGGCCUUCCCCUGUAAUCAGUUCGGCCACCAGGAGAACGCUACCAAUGAGGAGAUUCUACUUUCGUUAAAGCAUGUCCGCCCUGGCAAUGGUUAUGAGCCCAACUUCACCAUGUUUGAGAAGUGUGAUGUGAACGGGGCAAAUGCUCACCCACUCUUCACUUUCCUGAAAGAGGCACUGCCUUUCCCACAUGAUGAUCCAAUGUCACUGAUGACCAACCCGCAGUACAUCAUCUGGUCUCCAGUGUGCAGGAAUGACAUCUCCUGGAACUUCGAGAAAUUCCUCAUUGGGCGUGAUGGCGUGCCUUUCAAGCGCUACAGCAGGCACUUCGAAACGAUCAAGAUCCAAGAUGAUAUUGAAAAGCUCCUUCAGCAUGGUCCCGUAGGAAUGCUCUCAACCAAGCGAAAGUCCAUGCUGAAACUUUUCUCUCUCUUCAGCUCUGCAAGUAAAAUGCUAUUAUCCAUGGAAGUUUUAUUCAUGAAGGUGCUUCUUCCAAAUUCUUCAGGAGGAGCACUUGAUGUAUUCUGUAAAAAUUGCAUGUGAAUUUUUAGCAAACUAUCGCAGGGGAAGCAGCCCUGAACCUGGGUAGCUUAUUGUGAGCCUUUGUGUUACCAAUAAAAUUACUUAAGACCAGA
Messenger RNA from Chelonia mydas (Green sea turtle), 1107 nucleotides. RefSeq names its product glutathione peroxidase 1 (gene GPX1). The record is from RefSeq and is a predicted model, not a curated record. Gene Ontology annotation, molecular function: glutathione peroxidase activity. Gene Ontology annotation, biological process: hydrogen peroxide catabolic process; glutathione metabolic process; response to selenium ion. The transcript is spliced from 2 exons. Gene Ontology annotation, cellular component: cytosol; mitochondrion. NCBI's taxonomy places the organism in Eukaryota, Metazoa, Chordata, Testudines, Cheloniidae.